UCUCACAUAUUUUUGGUUUAACUCGUUUAACAUUGCACUUUAUGAGUUAUGUGAUGUGUUUUUAACAUCUUAGGCGUUUCCGGGAUUCUUUGAAAAUUUAGAUGACAUAUGUCUUGCCGAUAAGAAUGGAUAAAAAAACCGAUAUAAAGAUUGAAUUUGCUGUGCAAAUCGUCGACCAUCGAUGCGUCGAGAAGGUACGCGAAGCACUCGCGGAUGUUGGCCAGGUGCAUAUCGAUCAAAAGAAAGGUAGUGUACUAGUGGAGACGGUUCUUCCUUGGAUUGAUAUACAACGACGAAUCGAAGCUACUGGUAGACGAGCGGUACUGUCAGGCUUUGGUGGACAAUCCGCAGUGUCUAUCGUAAACUACGGCAAUGAAAAUAGUAAGAUACGCGGAGUAGUUCGGUUCUGCACAGCAGCUAAUACGGGAACUAUCGUAGACGGCAUAGUAGACGGAUUGGAAGAAAAUAAGCCAUAUAAGCUUAACGUACAUGAAUGUGGUGAUUUAUCGAAAGGAUGUGCCUCUGUGGGCGAAAUAUAUAAUUCCAGCGAUAUUCGGUCGGAUGAAAACGGCAGAGCAACUAUAAGGCUUUAUAACGAAAAGAUUGCAGUAGGUGAUUUGAUUGGAAGAUCCGUGGUAAUAGCUAAGACGCAUAACGAUGUAAGGUUGGCGUGCGGAAUUAUAGCUCGAUCGGCCGGUAUCUUUGAAAAUUAUAAAAAGAUAUGUGCGUGUGACGGUGUAACAAUUUGGGAUGAACGUGACAGACCAUCAGCUGGAAAUAACCGUCGCGUGGAACAAAACUCAGCACUUUAAUUAAGCAACAGAUAAAAGUAAAAUAAUUGUUAUAUUAGUCGUGGAUUAAACAACGAUCUUAUGUUUUAU
Sabethes cyaneus is the source of this 881-nucleotide messenger RNA. It is a transcript of the gene Ccs, whose product is annotated as copper chaperone for superoxide dismutase. Gene Ontology annotation, molecular function: copper ion binding. The transcript has 3 exons. NCBI's taxonomy places the organism in Eukaryota, Metazoa, Arthropoda, Insecta, Diptera, Culicidae. The coding region runs from base 102 to 812 and encodes 236 amino acids. The record is from RefSeq and is a predicted model, not a curated record. Gene Ontology annotation, biological process: removal of superoxide radicals.